Molecule: messenger RNA, 5352 nt
Organism: Zonotrichia leucophrys gambelii
Lineage: Eukaryota; Metazoa; Chordata; Aves; Passeriformes; Passerellidae
Gene: BIN1
Product: bridging integrator 1
Exons: 18
Coding region: 94-1779 (561 amino acids)
Biological process (GO): regulation of endocytosis
Cellular component (GO): synaptic vesicle; plasma membrane; cytoplasm
Molecular function (GO): phospholipid binding; tau protein binding
Source: RefSeq, a predicted model, not a curated record
GGCGGUGACGGCCGGGGCCAUCGCCUGCCCGCCGGGUUUUCCCCCCCUUCCUGCCGGUCCGCCGCUCGCAGCCCGUUAAAAAGAGCAGGCAAGAUGGCCGAGCUGGGCAGCAAGGGGGUCACGGCCGGGAAAAUCGCCAGCAACGUGCAGAAGAAGCUGACCCGGGCGCAGGAGAAGGUCCUUCAGAAGCUUGGUAAAGCAGAUGAAACAAAAGAUGAGCAGUUUGAACAGUGUGUGCAAAACUUCAACAAACAGCUGUCCGAAGGCACGAGGCUGCAGAAGGACCUCCGCACUUACUUGGCUUCUGUCAAAGCUAUGCAUGAGGCCUCCAAGAAGCUGACAGAGUGUUUGCAGGAAGUUUAUGAGCCAGAUUGGCCUGGGAGAGAUGACACAAAUAAAAUAGCAGAGAACAAUGAUCUCCUGUGGACAGAUUUCCAUCAGAAGUUGGUGGAUCAAGCACUUCUGACCAUGGAUACAUACCUUGGCCAAUUUCCAGAUAUUAAAUCUCGUAUCGCCAAGCGAGGAAGGAAGCUUGUGGAUUACGACAGUGCCAGGCACCACUUUGAAGCCCUGCAAACUGCAAAGAAGAAGGAUGAAACCAAAAUUGCAAAGCCUGUUUCGCUGCUUGAGAAAGCUGCGCCUCAGUGGUGUCAAGGGAAGCUACAAGCUCACCUCGUUGCACAAACUAAUCUGCUCCGAAAUCAGGCCGAAGAAGAGUUGGUAAAGGCUCAGAAGGUGUUUGAAGAGAUGAACGUUGAUCUGCAGGAGGAACUGCCUUCACUAUGGAAUAGUCGUGUUGGUUUCUAUGUCAACACAUUCCAGAGUAUAGCUGGCCUAGAGGAGAACUUCCAUAAAGAAAUGAGCAAGUUGAACCAAAAUCUUCACGAUGUCCUGCUGGGUCUAGACAAGCAGUACUCAGGCAAUGCCUUACCUGUUAAAGCACAGCCCAGUGACAGCACCCCAGCGAAAGCAAAUAAAAGCCCCUCGCCUCCACCAGAUGGAUCUCCCAUCACCAGCCCUGAGACCAAGACUGCCAACCAUGAGCUGGAGCCGUCCACUUUGGAAGCACCUGGGGCAAGCAUCCCAAAGUCACCGUCUCAGUUGAGGAAAGGGCCUCCGGUGCCUCCGCCUCCAAAAGUCACCCCCUCCAAGGAGAUCAAGCAGGAGAACAUCAUCAGUCUGUUUGAUGACAAUUUUGUCCCCGAGAUAAGUGUGACAACCCCUUCGCAGUUUGAUGCCCCUGGGCCCUUCCAGGAGGGAGCCAGCCUGUUGGAUCUGGAUUUUGAUCCCAUUAAACCAGAUGCCACUGUGGGGAAGACCCCCACACCCGCCUCCCAGUCUUUACCUUGGGAUUUAUGGGAGCCUGCAGAAGCAGCCCGUGCAGGAGCUGAAGCAGCUGGAUCAGAAGCAGCAGCUGGAGCUGAAGCAUCUAAAACUGAAGCUGACUCAGGAUCGCAGAGCUCUUUGCCUGCUGUUGUUGUGGAAACUUUCCCUGCGACUGUCAAUGGCACUGUGGAAGGAGGUGCUUCAUCUGAGAGAGCUGACAUGCCCCCAGGAUUUCUGUUCAAGGUCCAGGCCAUGCACGAUUACACGGCCACCGACACUGACGAGCUGCAGCUGAAGGCCGGGGACGUGGUGCUUGUGAUUCCAUUUGAGAACCCUGAGGAGCAGGAUGAAGGAUGGCUGAUGGGUGUGAAGGAGUCUGACUGGAUCCAGCAUAAGGAACUUGACCAAUGCCGAGGGGUUUUCCCUGAGAAUUUCACAGAACGGGUGCAGUGAAAGUCCAAGCCCACCAGCCGCGUUUCUGCUGGAAGAAAGCAAGUUUUCUGGUAGAUAACUGAAAAAGAACAACAAGAGGAAAUGAAGAGAGAAUAAUGAAGGAAUAGAAGCCUGAAAAAAAAAGUCAACUUAAAGGGUGUGUUCUUCUCAAAGGGCAAGGUUUCAGAAGUUAAUUGAAAUUCAAAGUGUUAUUGAAAUAUAUACAUAUUAAUAAUAAUAAGGCAAUUCAGAUACCCUCUUCCCCUUUGGUUUAAACAGCAUUUGGAUUCAAAGGACUGAUGCAGAAGCAACUCAGUGAGGUUCUCCAAGUACUGCAUUGACUGAAUUGUCAGAUGUCAGUCUGAUUCCUGGAAAGGCAGUAUUUGUUGAAUGGCUUGAAAGUAGGAGCUGCAUUUGCUCUUGGGUGGGCUAAUCUGUUUUGUCUUGAAGGUGGCUUGCAUGGCAACCAUAAAAAUUCAGCCUUCCCUACAUCUUCAACCUACAGUAGGCCAAACUUUCUGUUAUGCUGUUGAAAAAAAAAUUUAGUGUAUAGUGUUCACCACUACAAUGUAUGUGUGUGUGUGUGUAUUUUAUUUUCUUCCUUUAAAACAAUGUUACAUAAACUGUGAUUUUAUACAUGUAAAGAGAGAAGAAACUACAUGGAAAGGGCAUGAAGAAGGUGAAAUGUGUGAAGCUGUGCUCAGUCCAAAGUUCUUUCAAAUGCGGAUGCCUAAAUUCUCACAGUAGUGUUGGCCUUUGAAAACCUAAGGGGAAUGGACAGAUUCAAGAGGAGAAACAAGACAAAACAAAUAGAUGCCAUUUGGAUGUCUGAAAUUUAGGAGAGGGAAUCCUCUAGUACACACAUCCCCAUCCCUUACCCCCCCAAAAAAACCCCAAACCUAUUGGUGGUUUCAGAAAAGUUAGAUUCAUGUAGAUGGAAAAUAGCUCUAAAAUCUACUGGUUAGAAAAUUUGCUUUUAAGGACAGAUAAGGGAAUUUUUUUUCUGUAAGAAUAUCAAAGCAAAAACACUGAUAAAAAACAAAUUACUUUCUGUGCUUUUCAUUGGCGUUGUUUUUUGUGGAAUUGUAGUUCUUAUUUUCCUUUGAAGAGUUCUGUAAGUGAAAUAUCGUUAGAUCAGCUUUCUCCAGUGCUGUGCUGAUGAUCAAGUUAACCUCUAUGAAAACUGGACUCUUGAAAUGCUUGUUUAAAAUGGCUGUGUGACUUCAUGCUAUUGUAAUGCAUUAGAAAGGAAGGCAAGAAUAUCAAAGUGUCAGUGUCAAGAAGACACUCUGCAGUCUAAUACUGAUGCUGAGUCCUUUACUUUACCUUUCCUUUGCUUCUGUUUGUUUUUGAAUUGUUUUUUUUUUUUUUUAGUUUAGACAAGCAGAUGACAAGGCAUAUUCUAAGUGCAUAUUACACUUGUUAAUAUAAGCCGGUCUGGCUCUCUCCAAGACUCUAAAGUCCCACAAAGGUACUUUAUAAACUUUACUUGAAUACUGAUGCAGCUGGCAAGCAAGUCAGGCUAUUUUAAUUUUUUACAGCUUCCCCUCCUCCCCCACGAUUGUUUUGCCCUGAAGGGAUUUUUAACAGUGAGGUUACGCCACGCUCAGGAUCACUCUGAAAUAAUCUUCCAAACUGGUAGGAGUUGGCUUUUGUCAAAGCUGCACCAAAUGCUGACAGAGUACUGAAAAUCUCACCUUUUCCAGUCUGUUUGGAUUAUUUGUAGGACAACAGAAAAACAUUGUAGGGCAAAAAUUGUGUUUAAAAAAAACACCAAACAACUUAGUUUGGAGGAACAGAUUUGAUUUUGAUUAGAAAAUAUAUUCUUAUAGAUGCAAGCAUUGUUGGAGUUCCUCCUGCUUUCAGCUUGGGAGAUGAUCCAUGGUAGUUAUUUACAGCAAUGUAACAGGCAUUAAAUCUGUCCUAUACGCCCAAAUCCCUUCUCCUUUUUAAAAGAAAAAAUGUGCAGGAAUUUAUUUUGCAUCACUGUUAAAAAACCCCAACAGUAUUUAGGAGUAACUGCUCACAAUACAGAAGGACUGGACUCCACAAAUUAUGGUAUGGUGAGCUGUUGCUUUAGAAUACUGCCCUGUUUGACUUUUUUUUCCUUUUUCAUCAGGGUUGUCUUUAUUAUUACUCUUUUUUGUUUUUCAGAAUAUCUAUUUUUAUGCAUUUGUGACUCCCAUUACUCCUUUAAAGAUUAUUCAUAUAAAAAUAUACAUUUAAAUAUAUAUAGAAAUAUAUAUAUAAAAAAGCGGGUUGAUCCAAUUAACAUAAUGCUGUCAGCUUAAAAUGUUUAUUUUUAUGCAAAACCUGUGGAUAAUAGCUUUGUUUUUUUUAAAAAAAGGACAAGAUUCUAAGUUACCAGAGCUGUGAUUUUUGUCUUGUAGUAACUGUUCUAGACCAUUUAGAAAGCUGUGCUGAUACCUAAUUUAUUGUGGGGUGUUUUUUUUGCUGUUGUUGUCCUCUGCUGUGCUUGAACCAGAUGACUGUCCCAAAAAAGAUCCUUGUAAGGCCUUUUCAUUUUAUUGAGCUUGCAGAGCAACUAUCCAGUACUGUAUUGUCCCUGCAGAAGUGGUAGCACUUUGCAAAAAAGGGAUGUUGUUUUCAGGUCACGUGAGUGAUGCUCCAGUGUUGCUGGUGGGGAGAGUCUUGUGCCUCUCUCCAUUUGCUUCCCCCAGCCCCAAAACCCCCAAGCCCCCUGGCUUAGAGCAGGUUAGGGUGGGUUACCUGGAUCUUGCAUUGCUCACAGAUAAGUGGUGUCAGCACAUCUCAGUCAGGUUCUGAAAAUGCAGGUUCAGACCCACAGUUUAUAAAUUGCCUUAUGUGAAAGUAGGAUGGCAGAGCAGGAAACUUGUAGAUGGCAGUGUUCUUUAGAGCCAGGAGAGCUGUCUCCUGGGUCGUUCAGCCCCUUGUAAACAGCCAUGGCUCCUCCCAUUUUCAGUGUUUUUACAUCUCCUAAAUACCUUGAUUCUGGUUGGUGUUACCUGGUGAAAUGAACUUCCCCUUUUCUUUGGUUUAGAUCUGAUUCAAAUAGAAAGAGGGACAGUAAACUCUCGAGUAGGCUGUACCCUUCUGGUUUUUCAGUUUGCAGGCUGAACUGAAAAAUCUGAGAAAAAAUGUAAGGGUGACGUGAGACAAUUUUUUUUUUUCCAUUUUCACAGUGGAAUGAAAAAGGGAAAAAUUGAAACAAACAAAUCCUUUCAUACCAAAAUGAAACAUUAAUUUCUAGGCUUGCAUUUUAACAAAUGUUGUCUUGGGCUGUAACAAGUUGCUUUGAAGCAAAAAUGUGAAACCUUCUGUUUUGAAAAUGCUGAAAGAAACUGUUUUAACGUUAAUAGUCUUUUUGCCUUUGCCUUUUUUCUUAAUCUGAUGACUGCUUUCAGUUAACUCUAAACUGUGUUUUUUUGCAAAUAUCCACUGAAGAGAACCCAAAGAAGCCCAGUUCUGCUCCACUGACAGAUACACUGGACACAUUUCAGGGAUUACUUGGUAUCUGGCCCAUCAAAGCUGCUGUUUUCCCCAUUUAAUAAUCUUCCACUUGAUUGUUCUACUGGGUGAAAAAUAAAAGCAUCUCUCAUCCCGUGCCAUUGA